Messenger RNA from Helicoverpa armigera (cotton bollworm), 2057 nucleotides. RefSeq names its product CLIP domain-containing serine protease HP8. Bases 373 to 1557 code for a protein of 394 amino acids. The transcript is spliced from 7 exons. The record is from RefSeq and is a predicted model, not a curated record. Gene Ontology annotation, biological process: proteolysis. Lineage: Eukaryota; Metazoa; Arthropoda; Insecta; Lepidoptera; Noctuidae. Gene Ontology annotation, molecular function: serine-type endopeptidase activity.
CAUACUGUCCACCGCGUCGUUUAACGCUAGACCUUUCAAAAUAAACUGCAAUCUUCGUAACGAGAUAAAAAAACAACAACACGAGGAAAAUGACACAUGUGUGGUCGGAGUUUGUAAACUCGUAUAAAACGAACCGGCGCUCAUUCUGACCCGGGCUUUAUCGGCGGAUAACCAUACCACACAGACAAUUCAUUUUAUAAAUACGCGGUAACACUUUGGAAGGAAAAUCGAUUUGUUGUAAAUAUUUUACUUUAUAAAUUCAAGACCAUUUGGUAUUUAUUUAAUAGUGAUUGUGUACGUGCCAGUUGACAAGUGUGUUAACGUGUUGAGUUCUAAUUUAUUGGUUUAUGACAGUGAUGAGAACCAUCUAAAAUGUUUAAAUUAAUGAUUACCGUGUCCCUGUUCCUGCAAUUAGUGCUGCGAGUGGAAUGCUUGUUUUCUGGAGACAACUGCAAAGUGGACAAUGAGUCAGGUCGCUGUGUUGCCAUAAAAGAAUGCCCGCAUAUCUACGAGGAGGUGAGGAGGGCUGGCAACCCCAUGCCUCCCCUCAUGAGGAGAAAACUUCAGAAAAUUACGUGUGGUUUCGAGUCCAAGGAGCCAAUGAUUUGUUGCGCGUCAUCGGGGUCAAUACAAAAUCACAACACGGUGGGAACUGAUGACGAUGUGGAAGCAUAUACCAGGGCCACACUGGAAAACAAGAAUGGACCUGUGAACGUGGACAGUCAUCCGAACCUCGGUCUCUUACCCACAAAAUGUGGGAAUAUCGAAAGCGACAGGAUUUGGGGCGGGAACAGGACGAGACUGUAUGAAAUGCCUUGGAUGGUGUUACUUUCAUAUGAUUCACCUCGUGGGGUCAAGUUGAGCUGUGGUGGUUCUUUGAUCAGCGAGUGGUAUGUCCUGACGGCAGCCCACUGUGUGGUCUUCCUCGACAGGAUGAAACUGGAGGCAGUCAUCCUUGGGGAGCAUGAUGUCAGUCAUGACCCUGACUGCGAAAUGUCGGACGGUAUCAAGUACUGCGCACCGCCAGCAAAGCACGUCCCUGUGGCGUCCAUAGUGGCUCACCCUGGAUACACGCGACAGUCACAGAUAGAUGACAUCGCUCUCAUCAGACUGUCUGAACCAGCUGACUUUACUCAAAAUAGUAUGAAGCCCUUAUGUCUCCCGAUGACUCCGGAACUGCAAGCGGAGUCUCUGGUAGGACACAAUGCGGUGGUGGCCGGUUGGGGUGUGGCAGAAGAUGGCAUCCAGUCCUCCGUGCUCCUCAGUGUCGAUCUGCCUGUGUUGAGCCACAGCGAUUGCAUGGCUGCGUACCGUGGAGCUCUUAAAUUAAAAAAUACUCAAAUAUGCGCCGGUGGAGUUAAAGACAAGGAUUCUUGUGCUGGAGACUCUGGUGGGCCUCUGAUGUACCCUGGGCAAUUCGGCAAACUUGGGGUGCGGUACAUUCAGCGAGGGCUGGUCUCCUACGGCCCCAAGCGAUGUGGGAUCGGAGGCUUCCCAGGAGUUUACACCAAUGUCGCUUACUACAUGGACUGGAUCCUAGACAACAUGCAAAGCUGAGCACUACGCAUGAGGGCAGGAACAACUCAACCGAAACUAUUUAACUUGAGAGGAUUACGGACUGUCGUGUAACAUGAAUUGAACAACGUUCGAGGGGCAGGCACAUCCACCGUGAAAAAAUAGAAUAAUCAUAUUAAUUUAUUAUUUAAAGUGUUCACAUAUUGAGAGUACUUAGGUAUGUCAAAUCUUUGGCUGUUGCGGACAUCUUAGAUUUUAAUGACUUUGAACUGUGUUCAAGUGGCGUAUGAAGAAGCAAAACACGUUUUAGAAUUAAUUUAAAUCCCAAUUAUGGUUGGUGACCUUAACGAUAUUAUGUUCUGACGAUUAUUGCUAGUCACGGCAUUUUAAUGUAUCAGUGUGCAGUAAAUUUUAUAGUUCUUCUCAUUUAAUUACUUUGUAUCUAAUUGCUUAUUAGGUUAAGUUUCUCGACUUGACUAAACUAGUCUUGUAGUUUUUAUUUUAUAUUAAAUUAAACACUGAUGCGUACACAGUAAAUACUC